UUGAGGUAAACUCUCCUUACGAUGUCUUUAUUCCUGUAAAGUCCAAAUCGAUUCGACGAUUGUUAAAGUCUCCAUCUUGCAUUGACAAGAAACACGAAAUGAAUUAUUUGUCUCGUUUUAAUGUUAGCGCAGCCCAUCGUAGUGGUUGCCUCUUUGUUGUACACAAGGACUUCAAUGCGCAGCAGGGAAAGGAAUAUAGACAUUGACUAUAUUUUGAUAAGACACUUAGGGCAUCGGUUCUAGAUGCUAUUCUACCAACACUUUGAAGGCAAAUGUAACUUGGAGAACUAAAUAAGGAAUAAACAAGCGAAGAUGGGCGCAAGAGAUUGGAUGGGUUUCUCCUCUUGGUUUCGUGUUGCUCUGCUUCUCCUGUGUUUCGCCAUCUUGAGAGUUGUGGAAGGGGUGGAACAGGCAGAGGUCUACAAAAGGCAGAUCGUCCUAGAGGAAUGUUCUGCAGGUUCUCCCGGGCCAGCUGGACCACCGGGUCCCCCCGGGCCCGACGGGGAGUCCGGGGCACCUAGUCCAGUAACCACUAACUGGAAACAAUGCUCUUGGUCGUCAGUCAAUGAUGGUAGAGAUUCGGGAUUGUUCAAGUCCUGCUCUUUUACAAAGGAGUACUCCGACACGGCUAUCUACGUCUCUUGGUCGGGUAACCUUCGGCUAUCUGGAUCAGGGACGGGGUGCUGUAGAUGGUACUUCGCCUUCGAUGGUGUCGAGUGCUCCAAUCCGAACAAGAUCGAGGCAGUCGUGUAUGCUUCGGGUUACAACAGCUAUAACCUGCAUCGACCUAGGGUCAUGAUGGGUUACUGCUACGGCAUCGGUGCCGGCAGCGUAACAGUAGGGUUCUAUGUCGGGCAAUGCAGCGGCUAUGGGACCUACGACUGCUACACCGGAUGGAUCAGUGGCAGUCAUAUCAUGAUCGAGGAAGUUACAAAGUCUCCUUACGACUAGUCACAAGAAAGCGCGGUGAUAAUCCAAGUUCCGGGUCCAAGUUUUAUUGGCACUGUGGAUGCACCGGGACAAGUUCUGAACAAAACUUGAAGGCAAACUAUAUUUCUAGACUAUUAAACCUGAACAAUAAAUUGAAAUGCUUGAUAAACUUCAACAAUCUUUGUCCGAUGAAGAAAAGAAAAAAAAACGUUACCAAGGCAACAAC
Messenger RNA from Strongylocentrotus purpuratus (purple sea urchin), 1156 nucleotides. RefSeq names its product collagen triple helix repeat-containing protein 1-like. The coding region runs from base 313 to 951 and encodes 212 amino acids. NCBI's taxonomy places the organism in Eukaryota, Metazoa, Echinodermata, Echinoidea, Camarodonta, Strongylocentrotidae. The record is from RefSeq and is a predicted model, not a curated record. The transcript has 4 exons.